This is a messenger RNA of Drosophila virilis, 4952 nucleotides long. RefSeq names its product Neuroligin 4 (gene Nlg4). Gene Ontology annotation, biological process: modulation of chemical synaptic transmission; synaptic vesicle endocytosis; presynaptic membrane assembly. Gene Ontology annotation, cellular component: postsynaptic membrane; plasma membrane; synapse. The record is from RefSeq and is a predicted model, not a curated record. Gene Ontology annotation, molecular function: neurexin family protein binding; signaling receptor activity. Lineage: Eukaryota; Metazoa; Arthropoda; Insecta; Diptera; Drosophilidae.
UAUAAACCUAAAACACCCAAAAGAAAUAUAUAUACAAAGAAAGAAAAAGAAAAAUAAAACAAGCAUAACGACUACGCGCGUGUACAAUAAAAGGAUUUUUGGAGACCGACAAGGCCACGGACGGACUUUGAUAAAAUCAACAAGAGGGCGCUGAGGAUUAUAAUCAACGAAAAAGGAAUAACAGCAACAAGCACUGGCAGUUGUCAUAAAAUAAAAGCGCUAGCGUCAGUAAUGCCCAUCAGGACCAACAGAUAGAAAUGUUCACAAGCCCGAGGACAGCUACAGAAAGAUGAACACAUUGCAUUUGGAAGCUGACGAUCAAGGUCAAGCCAGCUCAACAAUCAACAAUAGAUAGUGGAUUCCGAAAAGCUGUGGUUCCGUGCAACAGCGUUAAGAACAAAUUCCAAAGAUACUAAAGAUUUGUUGACGAGAAGUUGAACGCGCUGACUAUGUGGCAUUGCCAACAGAUGGCACUGCAGUCUCGACUGCUGUGGCCGAUGCUGCUGGUCUUGGCUGCACUUAAUGGCUGGUUGGGUUACGCCUCAGCCUCAACGCACGACGUCUACAACGGUGCCCGACCGGGCCAUCGCAUAGUGCAAACUCGUUAUGGCCGCUUACAUGGUAUGAUUCUGCCCCUGGACAAUUUUCGCUUCCUACGCUCGGUAGAAGUGUUCCUUGGUGUGCCCUAUGCCACGCCUCCAACCAAACAAAACCGUUUUAGCCCAACGCGUGCGCCAGCGCCCUGGGAUGGGAUACGCAUCUCGGACAAAUACAGUCCAGUGUGCCCGCAACGAUUGCCCAAUAUCCAAAAUGAAACCGCCGCCUUGGAGAAGAUGCCGAAAGGUCGCUUAGAGUACUUGAAAAGAUUGCUGCCAUUUUUGGAAAAUCAAUCCGAAGAUUGUUUGUACUUAAAUAUAUUUUCACCCGUUAAUGCUGGCGCUAAUGAGAAGAAGUUGCCUGUCAUCGUGUUCAUACACGGCGAGUCCUUUGAGUGGAGCAGCGGCAAUCCCUACGAUGGGAGUGUGCUGGCGAGCUAUGGUGAAGUGGUUGUCGUGACCCUUAAUUACCGACUGGGUAUACUGGGCUUUCUUAAUGCGAAUCCCAGUCCGCAUGUCCACGCACGUGUCGCCAAUUAUGGGCUGAUGGAUCAGAUGGCGGCGCUGCAUUGGAUACAGCAGAAUAUACAAAAGUUUGGCGGCGACCCAAAUGUUGUUACCUUGGCGGGUCAUGGCACAGGUGCGGCCUGCAUCAAUUAUCUGAUGACUUCGCCGACAAUGGUGCGUGGACUCUUCCAUCGGGCCAUACUCAUGUCUGGAUCAGCAUAUUCGUCAUGGGCCCUGGUCGAGGAUCCAGUGUUGUUUGCCAUUAAGCUUGCCAAAGAGGUGAACUGCACCAUACCAGACGAUUUGAAUAGAAACCAUGAGCAAAUUGUCGAUUGUCUGAGAGAUGUGCCAUUGGAGGAUUUAUAUAGCGCCGAUAUACAGGCACCAAAUUUCCUUACUUCGUUUGGGCCUUCGGUUGAUGGCGUUGUCAUACGACCCGGACAUUCUAGUCUCGAUAUCGAUGAUUUAAUGACGCGCAACUCGAAGCGUUCAUCGGCCGAUGGUGGUGCCCAGGCAGCCGAUGGCAACGGCGGUGGAUCUGGUGCUGGAUCUGCUUUUAGCGGUGGCACUGGCUAUUUUGGUGGGGCGGCUGCCACGGCCAACAUUGGCGGCCAUUAUGACGUACUCUUUGGCGUUGUCACGGGCGAAUCGAUUUGGCGAUUCAGCGCUCAUGACAUACAAAAUGGCUUCGAGGGCGAGAGGCGCGAUAAAAUUAUACGCACUUAUGUGCGCAACGCUUACAACUACCACCUUAAUGAGAUAUUCUAUACGAUUGUCAACGAGUACACGGACUGGGAUCGCACCUCCCAGCAUCCGAUUAACACACGUGAUACGGCUGUAGCAGCGCUAUCCGAUGCUCAGUUCGUGGCACCUAUAGUACGCACUGGGGACAUUUUAGCAGCUAAUUCGCAGCCGCCAGUGAGCUCAGCGAUGCCCAGUGGGGCAGCAAACGCGGCCGCCUCGACUUUGCCAGUUUCGACACAGCCAUCGGGUCGAUGCUAUUUCUACGUGUUCGACUACCAGACCAAAGAUGGCGACUAUCCGCAGCGCAUGGGAACGGUGCAUGGUGAAGAUUUACCGUACAUUUUUGGUGCGCCGCUUGUUGACGGCUUCAGCCACUUCCCGCAGAACUAUACCAAGUCGGAGAUGGCGCUGUCAGAGGCCGUGAUGAUAUACUGGACAAAUUUUGCGCGCACCGGCAACCCGAACGAGCAUCAUCGCCAGGACUCUGUGCUGCCCGUUUCAAAGGAACGCAAUCGUUUUCGCAGUAUCACAUGGGAGAAUUAUGAUCCAUUGCAUCAAAAGUAUUUGGAAAUAGGCAUGAAGCCGCGCAUUAAGAAUCACUUUCGCGCUCACCAACUCUCCAUUUGGCUGCGUCUGAUACCCGAGCUACAUCGAGCUGGUAUGGAGGAUGUGAUAGCACGGCACAAUCUAUUUCGCAAUCACGACGAUAUGGAAUUGUACGAGGGACCGGUGAAGCCAGAUCCAUUUGGGCUCUCAACAGGCACAACAUCAUCGUCAUCUUCUGCCUCAUCCUCAUCCUCGUCGCGCCUCCUGCUUAUAGAUGAGCAAUUGAUGCUGAAGAAAGGACGCGGCCUGAAUGCCUCGACCUAUUUAAAUGGCAUAUUGGGUGUUACCACUGUAGAGCCAAACAACAUGUACACAACGUGUAUACCAAUUGGCAGCAACUACACAGGCAGCGGAGGCGGCGUAUUUUCACCGACGACAUUGGCCAAUGCCUCGACUGAUACCCUAGCAUCCGGCUUUGAGGCGGCAGGUUAUGCGGCAUAUUCGACAGCGCUGAGCGUAACGAUUGCCAUCGGCUGCAGCCUGCUCAUAUUGAAUGUGCUGAUUUUUGCGGGCGUUUACUAUCAACGGGACAAGACUCGGCUGGAGGUGAAGACACUGCAGAAGCAGUACCAGCAGCGCAGCAUGCAUCAGCAGGUGCCAUAUCCACCGGAGCCCAUUAAGCAUGCACAUUAUCAUAUGGGCCAUUCGCAGAGCGCCAAUGUGAUUGUCGAUGUGGAGAGCCAUGGCCAAGAUCAGGCUGGCGGACAGGCGGUCAUGCUGUUACAGGCGGCUGCCGCAGCAGCCAACGAGGCUGGGAAGCCGCCCCCACCACACAUUUGCGGCAACACGGCGGUGCAGCAGUCGCAACAAGGAGGUGGCAGUGGCAGUAUGCUCAAUAAUAUGGCUAUGGAUGGCAAAAAGGCUGCGGAUAACUUGGCCAAUGUCGCCUAUAGUACCAGCAGCAAACAACAACAGCAGCAACAACAGCAGCGCGAGCAUAUGCAAAUCAAGGGCAUAGGCGGCGGUACCCAAACCUUUGGACGUGGCAAUGGGGCAGCUGCUGGUGGUGCUGUUGGUGUCAGCAACAGCAACAACAGUGGCGCCUCGGUUGUUGUCUCAGGCAGCAGCGUUAGCUACAAUCCCGGACUAAUGACAUUGCCCAAGGCAAGUCAAUUGCAUCAUGCCGCAACUUUGAACUAUGCGCGCAACACAGGCGCCUUAAAUUUGGCGGGCGGUGGCACCGCCCUCGUGGAUAGUCGCGGCAAUGUGCUGCUCACUAGUACAGGCGGCAACGGCGGUGGCGGUGUCGGUGGCGGCAACGGGGAUUGCAUGACACUGCCACGGAAUCUCAAUCUGUCGUCAGCGGCGCGCCAUAAUCCAACGACAGAACUACAACAAUAUCAACAACAGCAGCAGCAACAGCAGCAGGUUAGCAAACAUCAGGCAAAUGGGGCUGUGUUGACUGGCAUGCAACCGCACUAUAUACGCGGUCCACGCCCACCGUUGCGCACCGCCUCCUCAUCUACAACGACAACCACCAGUACCAGCAGCAUCAUCAACACCGGCAUGGCGGCAAACGGGCCCGGAGGCAAUAUGCUGCUCGAUCAAACGCCAUCGGGCGGCAGCAGCAGCAGCGGCGUCAGCAGCGCUCCCAGCUCCUCCAAGGGCCACAUACACGGACACUCCCACAGCCACAUGACGAACACCCAUGGUGACCCAAUGGUUGCAUCGCAGCUGCAGCAACAGCAGCAAGUGCCACAGGCAGCAAUGGAUGAGAUGCGUGUCUGAUAGGUGUCGGUCUUUGAGUUGGACUUAUAGUCAUUAACGGGGUCAAUAGAGACAUUGCGUGCCGAAACGCCUGAGGACUUCUAUGCGCUGAAAGAGGCACAAAAACUAAACGACCCCGAUGACAGCCAACUCAAUGCGAUACACCAAACAACAGUUUGUACGACUAGGGAUGGAGGAGCAGGCGAUGAGCAGCCGCUGCAACUGAAGAAACUCAAGUUCAAACGGGAGAUUCAUGCUCUGGCGCUCGAGGGCGGCGACGUGGCACGCGGCUACUGUUCCUGCGAUGAACAGUGGACGAACUCAUCCUCACCCACAUCCACGACUACAUCGGCGACCAUAUCGCCCACGCUGACGACCAGAAGUGCCAAUGCCAAAGCUGGUGGCGGCCGUGACAGCGGCAACAGCCGCAACAGGAACGGCAACGGAAACGGAAAUGGAAACGGUAUUGUUAAAAUGGCGACAUUGAAACAGCGCAGCUCUGCCGCCAACGCUGCCGGCUUACGGUUGAAGCAGCAGCAUCAUGUGCGCUUUUCCGACGAGAAGAACUUCUCGGAUUGAGCCGAAAGAACUCGUUAAUUACUAGACUGCACCUAAUCUCUGUUUAGUUUUAAGCAACAUUUUCAUAGGUUAAGAGAAAACGAUUCAAAAUUAAAAUAAAAUCUGAAAAUCUGAAUAUAUUAAAGCAUUGCUAAGCAUAAGAUUACAUACAUGUAGUUAAAAUUUAUAGAACUUAAGCUCUUGUAAAUAAAGUCAAAGUGUUAGUCAAUGUUA